AUGCCGCGCACAAGGGCAGGUCUACCAGUGCCUAGCCCUCCAGAGCCUAGAGGGCCUAUUUCUACUGCCCCUAGGCCUCCUCCUCAGCCUCCAAAUGACCAGCCAAGACGCAAGAACUGCGAAUUAGAUGUGAAUCUACGCACUCAGAUUACUACAUUAAAAGACGUCGCAAAGUGGUCUUACCGUCAGAUGCAUGAGAAAUAUCCACAUAUACCGCCGUCAACUAUCAAAAUGACGUGCUUUCGGUCUCGAAUUCGACACAAGGAAGAGUCACGGGAACGAUCUGGGCGCCCAAAGAUCUUAGAUGAUGAUGACCGUCAGAAGAUCCUUCAAAAGAUCCACGAGAAUCCACGAUCUUCGUACGAUGAUCUACUCUCUGAGGUUGAUCAUAAGUGCAAGGACCUAUCAGAAAGUAUGUCACGUAGGCUAGAUGUGUAUACAUGCGAGCGUAUAUGCGAGCUGAAAUUUACACUGAAAUGGGGUGCGCGCCGAAUCCAGAAGUAUCGAUUUCCUGAUAUCCCUCUAUCAACUAUCUCAUAUACUCUGACUAUGAAGAGAAAGCGUAUGAAUGGCGCGUCUUUAGCACGCGCUGGCCCUCCACGUAAGCUUUCUGAAGAGGAUAGAGAUCGAGUUUACGAUGCAAUUCAGACAAAUCCUUCUAUCACACGCGAAGAUCUAUUGAAAGAGGUAGAUUAUAAGGUCAAAACCUCUUCAAUCUGGCGGUUAACGCAUGAGAUGGGUCUCCGGAAGUGGCGUAAGAUGGAUAGACCCUAUCUUACACCUGAACACGCGGCAGAACGUCUCUCUUGGGCUCUUACCUAUCGUCACUACACACCAGAAGACUGGAAGCGAGUCUUUUGGUCUGAUGAGACUACAAUCGAGCGAGGGCAAGGUGCGCGAAAGGAGUGGACCUUUAUUCCGCCAUGGCAACAGCUUCAGGAACGUUCAGAGGGCGUUCAAAUGUCUCUAUCAAAGGGAAAACAGAUAAAGCAGAUGUUUUGGGCUUGUUUCGCAGGUUCACCUCGAAAGACUGGCCUAAUUCCUCUAUACGGAGAUCCGGAAGCAGAAAAAAAGGGUAUUACAAAGGAGGUUAUCCACGACCUCUACCAAAGAAUCCUACCGACCUUAUUAGAUAACGAGGACGCGAUAUUUCAACAUGAUAAUGCGCCUACGCAUACUGCAUUGAUUGUACGUGCUUUACUGCGAGAGUUGAAUAUCACG
Penicillium diatomitis is the source of this 1221-nucleotide messenger RNA. RefSeq lists its product as uncharacterized. The annotation marks the transcript as partial. The transcript has 2 exons. Gene Ontology annotation, biological process: DNA transposition; DNA integration. Gene Ontology annotation, molecular function: DNA binding. The record is from RefSeq and is a predicted model, not a curated record. NCBI's taxonomy places the organism in Eukaryota, Fungi, Ascomycota, Eurotiomycetes, Eurotiales, Aspergillaceae.